Molecule: messenger RNA, 1872 nt
Organism: Drosophila suzukii
Lineage: Eukaryota; Metazoa; Arthropoda; Insecta; Diptera; Drosophilidae
Product: pH-sensitive chloride channel 2
Biological process (GO): signal transduction; chemical synaptic transmission; regulation of membrane potential
Cellular component (GO): synapse; neuron projection; plasma membrane
Molecular function (GO): transmembrane signaling receptor activity; excitatory extracellular ligand-gated monoatomic ion channel activity; chloride channel activity
Source: RefSeq, a predicted model, not a curated record
UGCACCGCCAUCUUGAAUUAACCGUUAGGAUUUUAUUGGCGUGGUUUUAAUUUUAAGUUUGUAUUGUUUUGUAUAUUUUUUAUAAAUCGUAUGGGAUAAUGGACUGGUCGCUCAUCAUAUCGAUCCUUAUCAAUUGUCUAUAUGCAUACGCGCUGGACGAGGAUUGUCCCACGUUGGCCGAUGGGGAUAGUAUGUCGCAGACUCAAUUACUGGACCGUUUAACCCAUGGCUGCCGAUACGACCGAUUGGAACGACCCAUUACCUAUUCGGAAUCCGGUCAGAGAUUACCUGUGGACGUCUACAUGCGCGCCUAUAUCUACUUCAUGCAAAAUCUUGAGGCACACGAUCUGCAGUUUAAGAUCUAUGCCCUCCUGCAAAUGCGAUAUCUUGAUCCGCGUCUGAAUUUCCGGAACGUAAGUCCCAAGAGAAGACAACCGAUUUUGGGGGAACAACAGCUGAGGGACUCCCUCUGGAUGCCCCACAUAUUUCUGGCCAACGAGCGGGAUUCCAGUAUUUUGGGUCUCACGGAGAAGGACAUCCUCACCUCGAUUUCCCCCGAUGGCACCGUGAUCGUCUCGAACCGAAUUAAAGCCACACUCUACUGCUGGCUCAACCUGAAGAAAUUCCCAUUCGACGAGCAGCACUGCUCCACGGUUCUCGAGAGCUGGAUGUACAAUACCUCGGAACUGGUGCUCCACUGGGAGCAGAAGCGUCCGAUAACCUACGAUGGAGCAUUGCAUCUCACCGAAUUUGUGCUGCAGCGAUCCUGGUCGAAUGAGACGGUGAUCAAUGCCGACUUGAGUGACCUGCGACACGGAGCCUUUGCCGGGAACUACAGCUCCCUCAGCUUCACCGUUCAUCUGACUCGCGUGGUGGGCUUCUAUUUGAUGGACUACUUCCUGCCCUCCAUGCUGAUUGUGGCCAUUUCCUGGGUAUCCUUCUGGCUGCAGGCGGACCAGGCUCCGCCGAGAAUCACGCUGGGCACCAGCACUCUGCUGACCUUUAUAACCCUGGCCUCGGCUCAGGGCAAAACGCUGCCGAAAGUGAGCUAUAUCAAGGUGUCGGAGGUUUGGUUUUUGGGCUGCACCAUCUUCAUAUUUGGCAGCAUGGUGGAGUUUGCCUUUGUGAACACGAUUUGGCGGCGGAAGAAGAGUGUGCCUGUCAAGAAACUGAAUAGUAAACACAUCCUGAAGUCCACCCUAUCACCGAACCUGCUGAGGCGUCGCAGUCACGCCAGAUCUAAAUCGUUUUCGGGAACUGCUCUGCAAAAGGCCGCCGACACUGGCUCCCUGGGCGGUGCUAGCUUUAAUAACUACCUAACCGUCAAUCUGCCAAUCACCACAAUUAAGGAGGGACAAGUUCUGGAUCAGCAGAGAACCAGGGGAGAAAUUCAGAAGAUGGAUGUUAACUUCGUGGAGAGUGCCUUUGGCUCAAUGGGAACAGCCGGGUCCACGGGAGCCAUAAGUGCAGCAACCAGCACUCAGACUUUGACCAACAAUAAUCGACCCGAAAGCGGAUCGCACCAGGAGGAGAUCGACCUGAGUGGCUGGACCACACUAACGCCACAGGAAAUCGCCAUGUGGAUAGAUAGCCGGGCUAGAUUCGUAUUCCCCCUGUCCUUCCUGGCCUUUAACUUGAUUUUCUGGACCUUUGUCUACUGUAUUUAAAUUGCGUCGUUCUGGAUAUGAGCCAUUUAAUUUUAAAAUUCAUAAUAUUUAGUUUGUGUAUUUGUGGCUUUAUAAGCCGUAUUUCAUGAAGUCAAUCCACUUUAAGUAUUUAUAAUAUAUAGUCACCCUUUACUUUAUUAUGGAUAAUUAUUGUGAGUUUCGUUUGUUUGUCAUUUUCAAAUUUUAUUACAAAUUGAAAAAAAAU